AUGUGGCACUUGUUGAGCGAUUUCGAACGGGCUGAAUAUCAGGUAUUAAACUUGGGAAUCAGGUCACAAGGUUUCCUUUUGAGUGAUUCAACCAAAAAAGCUUCAAUAAAAGGUCAACCAUGAAAAGCCGAAGGUGAGCUCUCCGACCUUCCAAAUAAGCUCAUCAAAGGGCAGCUUUUCGUGAGGCGAGAUAAUACAGUCCGGGGCCGUCGGCGUGUGCCAACCUGUCUAUCCGCCAACAAUUUUCGAUGCCGCCCCUCUCCGCUUUCGCUUCCUCCUGAUUUCGCAGUUUUUUCGCCUUGUCCGACGGGUCCAAGACCUUUUCCAAUGGCGGCUUUGGUCUCUUGGGAUUCCGUACAUCUUCAUUAAGUUCUUUGAUUAAUCUAUGUUCAUUAUUUUCACUGAUACAACCCAUCUUUCGUUACACUAAAUGAUUCUGGGAAAAAAAAAAAACUUACUUUCACUUUUUGUGCUGGUAUUAAAACAAACUUAUGUUCGUUUCUGUUCUGAAUUUCUCACUUUAUGACUAGAUCUGCUAAGUUGAGAAUAAUAUCAGCUCAAAACUCGAAAACGAUUUUUUUAAAAUUUAGAAUUUGGAAAAAAGCCACUAAGGAUGUUCUUUUUUAAUUCCUCUCACGUAUUUCAAAUCCCAGCGGCUUUCUAAGAUCGCCAUUCAAAACAAAUUGUUCUCCCGUGUUGUUUGACAAGUACACGACGUUUUUAGAUUCGAGGAAUUUUAUUGGUUCUCUUCGAUUCUGUCCAGAUUUUAUUCGAGAAGAUUUUAUUUGAAAAGCCCUUUGAGGUCACGAUUAACUGUGCAUUUUAUUCAAUUUCCAAAAAUUUCGGAAAUCUUUAAGGGAUUUGUAUUUUUAAAUUUCUUCUUCUUUCAGUUUCUACAAUAUACAUGAUUCCGUUCAAAAAAAGCAGAUUCUGAUCCUCGUUUUGGAUUCUUCCCGAAAAGCGACGAAGGGUCGCUCCAUUCAAACUGAACGCCCUCUUCAGCUCUCGUUUUUCUUCCGAACCUUGUUUUCAACCGUCGCUUUUCUUUGGAACUUGUCCAUGAAUAAACUUUCUCAUCUUGUUUUCCAGUGAGAAAAGUUCACUUUUUCGUUUUUCUGUGAACUUGUGGACCUCAUUUUUCUCAAAUAAACUCACUCACUAGUCGGUUAAACUUUUUUUUGGUGAUUUUGACAUCUGACACGAGAAUUUUUAUUGUCGAAAAAAAAAACCUGUAGUUGAAUUUUUGCAAGCAGAGUCGAGCUAUUCAGAAGAGGAAUUAAUUAUAUUUUUUUUAUCUCCAUGACGAUCUUUUUGAAGCGAAGAUUCGAAAUUGAGUCCCCUAUUUUAUUAUUCUUGAAUAAUAAUACAUUAAAUGAGUUACAUAGUCGAGAAAAGCCAUUUUUCAGCUCAUUAUAUAUAGUUCUUUCAAAAACAAGAAAGAAGAAUUAUAUACAGAAAAAUCACUAUCGAACCUCCCCGACUUUCUUAAAAUAUAACUUUCAUAAUUCCAGGGACGUCGAUGAAAUCACCGGGUCAUGUUUUGUCGAAGAAAAAUCAGUCAUUUUUUUCAAACAAACUGGCUAUCUUGUUUAUAGGUGAGUUUUUACCCUAAAUAAAAAUAAUUUUUUUGAAAAAUUAGCUCGGUUCAGUUCAUAAGAGGAAAUAGACAAAUUUUUUUUGAUUUGAUCUCAAGAAUUCUUACAAGAUCUCAGUUUCUACUGUAUUGGAUGAAAUCCAUAUUCAUCAUAAAUUCAUCACUUGGGUCAAAAAUGUUGAGUGACGUCAUCUGGAAUAAUGGGCAAACUUUUGUCGCCACGCGUCAUUAGCCAUUUCGGGCAAACCAGCCUUUUAUUCCCGGGUGCAAAAAUAUUCGAUAACUCGCUUUUUUUUCGGAAAAAAAAAUUAAAAUUGAGAAACGAUAAAUGGGAUCAAUCAAUAAAUAUAAUUAAACUUCAGAUAUCCGGCUCCAUUUUUUUGGAUUCCAGUUACACUAACCGUUGUCGCGACUUUCGGAUUGCUGAGGUUUUACGAAGAAAAUCGAAUUUGGUACCUUUACAGGUGAGACCACCGUUUGAAUUUCUAUAUAGAUCUCAUUCACUCGUUAAAAAAUUUAAUAGAUAGGCUUGUUUCCGAUUAGCGACAGUGAAGAGCCUUCAAUAAAGUGGCAAAACACUUUUCAAUCGGUUUUUUUCUUUCAAAGUCAGUUCUCCAAAACCUAUAUUUAUAUCAAUUUUAUUUUCCAUAGUUCACGUGAAUUUUCAGUCCGACCGGAGCUCAGUCGCACGCCGAACAUGCCGUGGCCAAAGAGUUUUUCAACGAUCGAGGCGGCAAAUUUUGGCUUGAGGUCGGCAUUUUUUCCCUUUUUCCAAUUUCACUAUUUUUUCUCACGACGGAAGCCAAAUAAGCGUCUUUUUGACCGAAUGGCCCGACAAGUGGCAAAAUCGUCGGGGUUUGAUCUUGGCUUCUCGGUUGCGCGUCGGCCACGCAAUAGCCAGUUUCGACGGCCUUCCAACCGUUGCCGCUUUUACGAAUAUUCUUCCCCGUGACGUGGAAAAGACGUCUUGGGUGCAGAUUGUAGCCUACAAAUUGAUGGCACUAUUUUAGUUAUUUUUCCAGAACUUCAAGGACAAAAAUCGCUUUGUUCACUGGAAGAAAAAAAAGAUUUCGUGAAAAACUUUCAGUCAAAAGUUUUUGGAGAUAGUUUGCCUCAGAAAGCAAGAGUGCCAAAAUCGAGAAAAUAUGAGCUUUAAAGAUAUUUUUUAAUAAGGAGUUUCCGACGGUUUUUUUCUUCUUUUUUUCUUGGCGGUCUUUUUCGAGGAUUUUUCCUUUAGAUUGCAGAGAUUUUUCCAUUAUUGAUUCUGUUUAAUAUAUUUUUCUAAACUUGUUCUCUGAAGUAAAAUAUGAAGGAAGUAUUUGAAGAACUGAAUGAAAAUUAGAUUUUUACGGAGCUUUCUACUGCUUGAAGCUGAAAUCUGAAGACACUGACUCUAGGAAAAAGUGAUAAACGUGGUCGCCCGGUGAAGUCAACGAGGUGAACUGGUUUCACAGAAAACUUGCUCGGAUUAUUAAUCGUAGACCACGUCGUCGGUCAGAAAAAAGGGUCGGUCGGAAAGUUGGACUUGCGAGUCUGACUCUGCGGAUUACAGAACGAGAACCGCCGCUGGGGUCCGCUCAAGCGGAAGUUAUAGGUUUGAAGAACGGAUAUCAAACAGUCGCGAGUGGAUCAGCCGCGAAAAAAUAGGAAAUUUAGAACUUUGCAGUUGACGAUCACGGCGAAGGACAUGGAGAACCUGCUGCGACGGGACUACCUGGACGGCGUCGACUCGCUCAGCGAGUACGUCCAGUACAACUUCACGGUUCCCUGUGACCUCAAUGGCAAGACCCGCUGCUCCUUCAGCGACCUUUGCUCCGGCGCUUGCAAUGAAAACCAGGUUUCUUUUACUUUUUAUAUUCAAUUAAAUACCAAAAUCCAAACUCUCGUUCAGUUCUGUAUACACCUUCUUAGGCCAAAAAUUACAACCUACUUUGAAAAAUCACAAUUCUUAUUUCUCAUGCGAUUUUGAAAAAAAAAAAAUUAUUUGACUUAAACUGUACCUAAUAAGCAGCAGUGGAACUAGUUAAAACUAUCUGAGAAGCGAUCUGAAAUUCGAAUUAGGCAAUUUAACCAAAAGGAAAACAUCUUAAUUCUAUCUUAUUUGCUACGAAUCGAAAUAGUCGGCAAAAGAGUUUAAAUUAAAAUCAACCCAGUCGAAAAACUUUGAGCCCAAAAAACCUCAACCAUUGCAAAAAAAAGAAACGAACAAAGAUUUAAGGUGAUACCGCUGUUCAACUUGAUCUACCGGAACGCGUCCUCCCGACUGCACCCCAACUUCCGGCUCACUUAUCCGACCAUGCACCUCUACAACGACGAGUACUACGUCGGCGAACACUUCGGCGGUGUCGAAAUCGACGCAAAGACAAACGUGUCAGUCGUUCCUUGUUUCUAUUCAACUGAAGAGGGACUUGAAGGAUUUCCCGUGUGAAAGUCAUCGUCCUGUAUUUUCGGACAGACCGGCAGACUCCAGAAAUUUCAGAAACGAUUGACCGGCAAGUCUUUUUCGGGAUUGAAACUUCUUGAGACGGGAAAGUUUAGAUGGGAACAAGACUUCAUCGAUUACACGGAACACUUCUCCCAUCCUCAGCUCAACAUGACCAUCAACAGCGACACCAUGAUCGCCAGAGAGGUCCUUUCUGGCUAUUCACAGAAGUUACACUGAGAUUCAGGUCCGGGCCAACGGAAUGACAUGUAUUCCCUACUUCUCCAUUUCGAUAGCUCUAGUUUACACUUUCAUCCUUCUCACGAAUCGAAGGGAGCAUUUCCAUCUGGGCCAUUCCAUCGUCAUGGCUCUUCUAGGCGUUGCCGGUCCACUCAUGGCCAUCGGCACUACGUGAGCUAUUCCAAAUCCUGUUCCCUUGAAUUUUCUGUUGAUAGGUUUGGGUUCCUUUUCUUGUUGGGCUAUCCAUUCAACUCGAUAGCGCUGGUCAUGCCUUUCCUCAUCAUCGGAGUUGGAUCUGAUGACGUCUUCAUCAUCAUCCACGCGAUGCGGAAAACUGACAAACGCAAGUCAUUGGAAGAACAAAUCGGUUAGUUUCGCUCGAAAAGAAGUUCUUCGGUUGAGAAAAAAAAAACUGAAAGCUUACAAUUUUUUUCUGUUGAGAUAAGGAAUAGAGACCAUCUUUAUCUAGAACUUCGGAGAAUUCUCUCAAGCACACAAUGAAGCUACCUCUUCUAUAAAUUUCAAACCUUUCUUUCCUUUUCCUCUUCCAAAAUGAUUAUUCCAGCCGAAACAAUGGAAGAAGCUGGUCCUUCAAUCACGGUCACCUCUGCGACCAACAUCCUUUCCUUCGGAAUCGGAGUUUUGACGCCGACGCCAGCCAUCUCCUUGUUCUGUCUGUACACUGCCGUCGCCGUUGCUGUCGACUUUGUCUAUCAGGUGAGCGGCAAUUAUUUUUCCUACAUAAAAGGUGGUUUUAAGCUUACGUUUUUUGUUGCCGCACUAGUUUAUGAAGAAAAGAGAAUCACGAAAAACUUGGAAAAGCCGCCGAUCGAAGAGGUUUACCCUGUUGGAAGUAUUGAGAACAAUAAAAAGAUGGCCGUAUGUUUUCGAUUUAAUUUCAUAGCCAAAAAAAGUUUUAAGAUAUGCGCUCAAUCUUCAAUCAGGUCAAAUCAUCCGGCCAAUCCUCAAGGAAUCGUGGCGCGUUAUUGUGCCUUUUUGAAGCGUUGGCAGGUAAUUUUAACUAAAAAUAGAUUCAAAUCAGUUUUUUGAAAAAUGACAGACGAGACUUUGUCUGCUUCUGAUUCUUAUCGUGUACUGGUCGGCCUCAGUCUACGGCUGCAUGAAUAUGGAGGUGAAGAUGGACACGACGAAUCUGGUCAUGAAGGAAAGCGCUCUGAACAACGUUGCCUACAUAUACGAGAAGUUUCUCUGGAGCGAAGGACAACUGGUCUCCCGGAAACAAAAGAAAAACAAUUCUGAACUCAUUUGCAGGUGCUGAUCUUCGUGAACAACCCGCCAGACAUGACACAGGAGAAGAACCAAUGGGCGGUGCUCGACCUAGUCGACAGGUUCAAAGACGAUCAUCAACUCUGGGAAGGAAUAUUUUUCAGGUUCGAAAAGCUCCCAUACUCGAUGGGCCACAACUCGACUUCCUUCUGGCUGAGGUCCUUCUUAUAUCAGAGUCCACUGUAUCACAAUCGCAAAGGCUUCUACGCGUUGUUGGAUGAGUGGUUGAAUGUAAGUUCGGCUUUCUGAGAAUUUCUGAAGAAAAAGCCAAAAAUUUCAAGCAAAAGAAACUAUUCAAAAUUUAAGAAGUUUACUUGGAAGUUUUAGGACUUUUUUGCAGAAUAGGCCAUACCAAGGCUUGUAGUGGUGGCGUGGAAAACUUUCCCGGUUAUAAAAUAGGAAGUCUGGUGAUCUAACUGAGUAAGACAAACAUCGGUCGAUUUGAGACAAUACCAAGCCUUCAAAUUGAAACCAUCACAUAUGUUAAUCAAAUUAUGCUGAAAAAGUCUCCUUUGGUUUUUUUAUGGAGUAAACUUUUGAGAAAUUGGUGAUCUAAAACAUUUUUCGAACCUUUGGAGCUGUUACUGUAAUUUAUCCUUAGGACCCUGAAAGCGGAGCUUCGCGGUGGAAGGACAUGAUCCGGCUGAAGAAAUCAGAAAACGGCACGACCAUCGGAAUCGACAAGUUCAUGUUCGCGACGGCAUGCGCGAUGGGAGACGACGCCAACUGGAACACCAGAGAAAGGCUUCAGAAGCAGUGGCGCGCCGUCGCCGGCCAGUAUCCGCAGUACAACGUCUCCGUCUUCCAGGUUCUCCUUUUCGAAGUCUCGAAGUGAGCUUUUUUUUUCAGGCCUACUCGUUCUACGUCGACCAACUCGACUCAAUUGGAAGCACGACCUUGUCGACGGUGAUCGUCGCCGCUCUGACCAUGGACCUCGCUUGUUUCCUCAUGAUUCCUAGCGCCAGUUCGAUCUUGUCCAGGUUCAUCAAUAAGAUCUCCGCGAUCCCUACCGAACUACUUGCAGUUCGGUAGCGAUGCUCUCAAUAAACGUAGGCGUCUUUGGACUUUUAUCGGUUUGGAACGUCAACCUCGACCCGAUAACUAUGUGUACGACCCUCAUGAGCAUCGGUUUCUCUGUAGAUUUUACAGGCGAGUGGUUCUUCUAUUUUUGUUGAAUUUCUGGUUUUGUCAGUUGAAGUAACUUUUUUGCAGCACAUAUCAGCUACCACUACUACCGCAACCCAAUCACCUGGACAACAGAUGAAAGGCUUGCAGAUGCAUUGAAGUGAAAAAUGAAGUGAUAAAGAUCAAGAAGAAGUUAUUAAGAUCUAUCGGCUGGCCGAUGAUCCAAGCCGGCGUCUCCACGAUGUUGUGCAUGUCGCCGCUGUUGAUCAACGACAGCUACAUGGUCGGCGUCUUCGUCAAGACCAUCUUCCUCGUUAUUUCGUUGGGACUUCUCCACGGCAUCAUCUUUCUUCCAGCCCUUCUUCUGACGGUAUCGUUUAUACUUUGAAAGUUUCCAAUCAAUUAAAUAUUCUCUUGCUGAAGUUUGAGUCUCUUCAGGUCGGUCGGGAAGCGCAGAAAAAAGUCGCACCAGCAGAUCAGUUAGCGGCGACUUCUAGUGAUAAAUCUUUAAUAAGCAAUACAUCAACACUCAAGGAGAUCCCUCUGGAAGGUACGCAGUUUGAAAGUUUGCUUCGAAAAGCUUGCAUUUCAGUGAAACCUCAGAGGCCGAACCUUUCUGAAGAAGAAUCGCGAAGGACAGGCUGA
This is a messenger RNA of Caenorhabditis auriculariae, 7313 nucleotides long. The record is from the annotation of a GenBank genome assembly. Lineage: Eukaryota; Metazoa; Nematoda; Chromadorea; Rhabditida; Rhabditidae.